GCAGUGACUUCCUUGACCACUAAAAGCAGUGUCCAUGGAACCGGUCCGUAAAUCGGCUAGGUUUAAUGGCCACUCAUUUUUAGUGGCCUAACAACUACGUUAUUAAAAAUUAGAAUUUAUGAAAACUUGUAAAUUUGUUUUACAUCUCAAUUGACUCAAUCAUAUAAAAAAUUGAACAGCCAAACUAGCCCAGAACUGGUACUGGAACUAUUGGUUCUGGAAUUGGGACAUCCGGCACCGAUAACGGUCACAUAUGGUGGCGGUAAUAGAACCAGCGGUUCCAGAACCGUACCAAAACGAAAGACUAAUAUCUUAAAAUUGAGGACUAAAUAUGAAAACUCACUAAUUAUUUUAAUCACCUUUUAUUAAAACGAUUCAAAAUUAGGACUUGUUCUCUUUACAUGAUAUGAUUGGAAUAAAGUUUGAUCUGAUUGUAGUUAUAUUUAAAGAUAUAUUUAAUCUGAUUUGGUUUGGUAUAAUCUGAUUAUAGUUAUACUAAAAGAUUUUUCUAAACUGAUAUGAUCCGAUUCUAAUACAAAUAAGUAAUAAGAUUAAGUUGAAGGUUACAAGCUCUCAGGGUCCGGUUAGUGGGCAUAGAGCUGUAGAAGAUAUAAGUUUUCAUAUCUCGUGAUAUCAAGUUUCUUUUUUGGGUUUGGUGUGAUAUACAAAUAAUUUAAAUUCGAUAUUAUCAGAUAUCACAAAUUUUCAAAAUAAAGAAUUUAGAUAUAUCUUCUGAAUUUGGGAGAUAUUUACGUAGAGAUUUGAUCUCUCUAAUCUAUAGAGUAUCCCUGCCAGACUGUCACCGACUAACACUAUAACCACUCACCCCAUAAUUAAAUCAUAAUUUUAAAUUUUCUCAAAAUACUUAUUUCAAGUUUCAAAACUCAAAUUAUUUUCGCUGGUUAUACAUCUCAAAAUCAAGGGAGAAAAUCAAAUUUUCAAGGCUUGCGUGGAAUGGCGCCCCUUCUGGGAGAAGACGAAGAUUCCGAAUAUAUUUUCCCCAAGAUUUCCCGUUCGCCAUGGCCUCAUCGUCCGCCGCCGCUCUUGAGAUUAUCGACGACGACGAUGAAUUUGACUGGGACGCAGCUCAAAUCUUCCCCGUCGGGAUUAUCAAUUCGAAAUCACGAGGACUGCACUAUAUUCCAAUACCUUAGUGGCAUUACCUACUGGGCUUGGAAAAACAUUCAUCGCUGCCGUUGUAAUGUAUAAUUAUUUUAAGUGGUUUCCAGAAGGAAAAAUAGUGUUUGCAGCUCCUUCUAAGCCCCUAGUUUUGCAACAGAUUGAAGCAUGCCAUAACAUUGUAGAUAUACCGCAGGAGUGUGCGAUUGAUCUUACUAGUCAAACAAGUCCUAUUAGAAGAGCUAGCUUUUGGAAAGAAAAAUGAGUUUUCUUUGUCACUCCACAAGUGCUGGAGAGGGACAUCCUUUCUGGUUAAUUUUACUUUAUGAUUUGUUUUCCUUUUAACAAUAGAUUCAUGAUAGUAUGUACUUGCAAUUAAAUGAAUCAAAAUUUGUGUUAGUCUUAGAAUGCCCUCAAUGGCAGGUUUAGAGAUUGUAGAAUAUAAUAAAAAAUUAUUAAGAGAGAAAGGAGGAGAGAGUAGAAUCCGGAGAUAGUGAUUGUGGAAACACAAGUAUGAUGGAGAAGGAAGUUCCAUAGAGAAGCUACCUAUAUGCUUUCUUUUGUUUUUUCAAUUUUUUUCACUGUUUUCCUUAUUAACAUUCAAUUAGGAUAUUUAAACCCCAAUUCCCAUUGGGGACUGUCUUACAGAGAGGUUUCUAAGCUUUAAUUUUUUAAAUGCUUUUAGACUUAAUGUUUGAACGAUGAUGCUAUGUUCUUAAAGUAAUACUGUAUUAGCUUCUUUUGUUUAUACCGUUCUCUUUAAGAUGGGAUGAUAGAUAAGGAAUGACAUAAGAACCUUCCUACUGGGAAGUAAGACCAU
Cuscuta campestris is the source of this 1939-nucleotide messenger RNA. NCBI's taxonomy places the organism in Eukaryota, Viridiplantae, Streptophyta, Magnoliopsida, Solanales, Convolvulaceae. The record is from the annotation of a GenBank genome assembly.